Rhopalosiphum maidis (corn leaf aphid) is the source of this 618-nucleotide messenger RNA. RefSeq names its product NADH dehydrogenase [ubiquinone] iron-sulfur protein 5 (gene ND-15). Bases 166 to 453 code for a protein of 95 amino acids. Lineage: Eukaryota; Metazoa; Arthropoda; Insecta; Hemiptera; Aphididae. The transcript is spliced from 3 exons. The record is from RefSeq and is a predicted model, not a curated record.
AACAAUUUGAUGAUAUUUGAUAAGCAUAACUGCACAAAUAUAAGGAAAGAAAAUUAAGUAAAUUAAUAAUCAUUUGUAUUUUGCAACACGAAAACGAAAUACGUCUAACAAUUAUUCAUUAACUUUAUUCGUUAUCGAACACAGCUUCAUCCUAGGCAUUAUAAAAUGGCGUUUCUAAGUCCGUUCUUCCGGAAUCCGAUAACCGAUCUUACCGGUCCACUAAUGUCCGCGCAGACAGGCGUACGCUGUGCAGAUUUUGAAAUGAAAUUGAUGAACUGUUACGAGGCGUACGGCUAUCCAAAAGGCAUAGAAAUAUGUCAAGCGUAUUACGAUGAUUUCAAAGAAUGUUGCACUAGAGAUAAACAGAUGUCUCGAAUCCAAGCAAUUCAAAACGAACGAGAUCGUCAAGCCAAACCAGAGUAUGAAAAACCUCCUGCAAUGCACGCAUUUUAGAUAUGCACUUAUGUAACGUGUUUGAUAUACAUACAUAUUUUAAAUGAAUAAAUAAAACUGUUUUAAUAAUUAUAAUAGGUUAUCUUUAAUCUUAGCUUGUAAAGAUAAACAUGUUUAGGUCCUUAUUGUAUAAAAAAAAAAUAUAUAAUAAAUAACUAAAUUAAU